Messenger RNA from [Torrubiella] hemipterigena, 1842 nucleotides. Lineage: Eukaryota; Fungi; Ascomycota; Sordariomycetes; Hypocreales; Clavicipitaceae. The record is from the annotation of a GenBank genome assembly.
CGUGUUACGGUAAACCAAGGGAGCUCCCUUUGAACGAUAUCACACGCAACCAAUUCCUAUCCUGUCGCAAGGGCAGAUCGCCGAUUUCCCCGACUCUGCUGUCCACGAGCUAUACGCAAGCUUGUAGAGCAUACCGCCGUUGCUACAGCUGCUUCCGUCCUUCGCAUGCUGUAAGCUCCUAAGAGCUUGGGCAAGCCGGUUUGAAGGUUGGAGGAGAACAUCUUCAGCAGCAUAGCGUUCUGUUGCAUAAUAACUACGACCAUUUCCACCUUUUUUACACGCGCCAUCACAUUAACAACCUGAGAAAAUGACGGAAAAUCUUCAUAAUGCCCCCAUUGUCCUUGACAAUGGCUCAGGCACCAUUCGCGCUGGCUUUGCUGGUGAAGAUCUUCCCAAGUGCUUCUUUCCGUCGUGGGUUGGACGUCCAAAGCACAUGAGAGUUCUAGCUGGUGCUCUAGAGGGAGAUGUGUUUAUUGGUCAAAAGGCUGCUGAGCUGAGAGGUCUCUUAAAGAUUCAUUAUCCGCUUGAGCAUGGCAUUGUCACGGACUGGGACGACAUGGAGCGAAUCUGGGAAUACGUCUAUGGAGAAGGCUUAAAAACGCUGAGCGAAGAGCAUCCAGUAUUGUUGACCGAGCCGCCUUUGAACCCCCGAAGCAACCGCGACACGGCUGCACAGAUCCUCUUCGAAACCUUCAACGUCCCCGCCCUUCACACAUCGAUACAAGCAGUCUUGUCGUUAUAUGCCAGUGGCCGAACGACCGGUAUCGUCCUCGAUUCCGGUGACGGCGUGUCGCACGCAGUCCCAGUUUAUGAAGGCUUCGCCAUGCCCAGCAGCAUCCGGCGCAUUGACGUCGCUGGCCGCGAUGUCACCGAAUACUUGCAGACGCUGCUACGAAAGAGCGGCUAUGUGUUUCACACGAGCGCAGAAAAGGAGGUCGUCCGACUCAUCAAGGAAAGCGUUUCGUACGUUGCGCACGACCCGAGAAAAGAAGAGCGUGACUGGCUCGGCGUCAAGACCAAUGAUGCCAAAUAUGCCGAAUAUGUCCUUCCGGAUGGACACAAGCUCAAGGUUGGCGCUGAGCGAUUCCGUGCCCCCGAAAUCCUCUUUGAUCCCGAAAUUAUUGGCCUGGAAUAUCCUGGCGUACACCAAAUUGUCGUGGAUGCUAUUAACCGCACAGAUCUUGACCUGCGCAAGUCUCUAUACAGUAACAUUGUGCUGUCUGGUGGCAGCACACUGACCAAGGGCUUUGGUGACCGACUCCUGACUGAGCUCCAGAAGCUAGCUGUCAAGGACAUGAGAAUCAAGAUUUUUGCGCCUCCCGAGCGUAAAUACUCUACAUGGAUCGGUGGCAGUAUUCUUGCUGGUCUAAGCACCUUCCGCAAGAUGUGGGUCAGCAUUGACGACUGGCACGAGAAUCCCGAUAUUAUUCACACGAAAUUCACAUAAAAAACGGACUCGGCUCUGCAUAGCGAUGGUCGAGGGAGACUUAAGCUUGACGUAUUUUCUUCGUUGGGGCUAUGGGUUUUGUUCCUUCAAUACCAUGUGUUACAUAUGGCAUACAAUACUACAUAUGGGCUUAUAGUAAUUAAAAGAGGCCAGGAGGAAGAGAUUGGUUUGACAUGUACGAUGGCGGAAACUGGGCAGUGGAUGAGAAUUAAGGAGCGAGCAUGAAGGAUCUUGUCUUGUAGAGCAAGCCUAAUGAUACCCUAAUGAUUGAACUGGUAGCGUGCUGCAUGAACCAAGUCGUGAUCAAAACGUGCUCGGUGGGACCGUACCGGUUCGACAUCACGCCCCCAAAUGAAGCGAUAUACACUCACGAGGCAUCAAAAUUUUGGAUACAG